UUUAUAGAAAAAAAAAGGAAAGAAGAAAGAGAAAGAUUUCUGGCAUCAAUGGCUGCUUUGUAUUCCAGUGUCACAGAGGAGGAUCUGAACGGUUUUAGGUUCUCAAUCGAUCAAAUUCAAACUCAAGUUGUCAAGCUAGAGAAACAAGUAAAUGAAGUUGAACAGUUCUACCAAUCCAACGAUUUUAAAGUUAAUAAUUCCAAAAACAAGGGUGAAAAUAAGCAUCUUAUUGGAACUAAGAAGUCACUGCAAGGUGAUUCACACAAUGAAGCUGAUGCUGAUGCUGCAAAAGGAAGGGAAGAACUCAUGCGCCAGUUUUCCGUUAUAUUGCGUCAGAUUACUCAGCAUGAAUGGGCUUGGCCUUUUAUGGAUCCUGUAGAUGUUGAAGGUCUGGGACUGUAUGACUAUUAUGAGGUUAUCAAUAAGCCUAUGGAUUUCAGCACAAUAAAAAGAAAAAUGGAAGCUAAGGAUGGCUCUGGUUAUAAGAAUGUCAGGGAGAUAUAUUCUGAUGUAAGGUUGAUUUUUAAGAAUGCAAUGAAAUACAAUGAUAAAAAGAAUGAAGUCCAUGUUAUGGCGAGAACCUUGCUGAACAAGUUCGAAGAGAAAUGGCUGCUCCUGUUGCCUAAAGUUGACCAAGAGGAGAGGAGACAUUUAAAGGAAGAAGCGGAUGCACAGUUGGAAACACAGCUCGCACAAGAAGCAACUUAUGCCAAUAUGACUAGGGAUUUAUCUGUUGAGCUGGACAAGGUUGAUGUGCAUUUGAAGAGUCUUAAAGCAUUGGUUAUUCAAAACUGCAGGAAACUCUCAUCUCAGGAGAAAGUUCUACUUGGGACAGCUCUCCCAAGGUUGUCUCCUGAAUACCUCAUCAGAGCAUUGCAAAUAGUUCAUGAAAACAAUCCAAACUUCCAACCUAAUGCUGAAGUUGUGGAACUUGACAUUAAUUCUCAGAACGACUACACACUGUGGAGGUUAAACGUUUUUGUCAAGCAUGCAUUGAAAGUUCAGGGAAGAACUGCUGAGGGCACAGGUGUUGACCAUAGUAAUAAAACCGAGAACAAGAACUACUCCAAAAGGAGGAGAAUUUUGUGAUUCUCUUGCCAAGAUAUCUUUUGAAAGUACUGAAAAAUCUUAUAUCUAGUGUUAGGUAAUGCAGUAGGAUAGGAUCAUUCUGUAAAAUCAUUUAUGAUAUGCUCAAUUAGUUAGAGGGAUCAAUGAGUAGUUUGUGUCUGAUAAUGUUUCACCAUAUAGACCCUUCAACAAAUCUAGAGGGGUACAGUUUCCUUUGGUGUAUUUGGUUGGUUGAAAUAAAAUGGAUGGUAAAAUUUUCUAUGAUUCUUUUUCAACGGAAUGCGAAAUUGAUUCUUUGGAGACAUCUCUCUGGUGAUUGACAUAACUUUGUUUACAUGAAACUGUCAUAAAAAUCGGACGGAAUUAAAUAAUUCUCAAGUAGAGUUUGAUUCAUAAUAACAAAAAUAUAUCUCUGCAAUUCUCCUUUCUUUUCAAAGAAGCAAGAUUCCAUGUUUGUUCCAAGUUAAAAUAACUGCUUCAGUCUCAUCUCAAGAUCAAAAGCCAAAAUGGGAAGUGUGGAAUGAGUUACUUGGCAAACCAAAACCUUAAGUUUUGAUCCCAACAAACCCUGGCUUCUUCUAUUCUGUGCAAUGAAGAAUGCAUUUGUAACUCUACCAUAUAUGACUUAAUGGCUUUAUCUAUGCCAAGACUACAUAAUACAGUACCUUGUUCUUAGUCUUCUCACACUAUAGGACAAUAUCAUAAUUGCAUGUAACAUGUUCUACAGGGGAAUAUUUUUGGCAAUUAGCAGUAAUCAUCAACACCCUUAUCCAUCACAUGGAGCAAUUUUAAUCUUACUAACUAGUCUCAUCUCAUACAACUGCAAAGUUUUAAAGCAUCAAAUUUUAAUACAACAGCCUAGUUGAUU
Arachis ipaensis is the source of this 1936-nucleotide messenger RNA. Its product is annotated as transcription factor GTE1-like. Gene Ontology annotation, molecular function: protein binding. Lineage: Eukaryota; Viridiplantae; Streptophyta; Magnoliopsida; Fabales; Fabaceae. The record is from RefSeq and is a predicted model, not a curated record.